Messenger RNA from Hyla sarda, 1038 nucleotides. RefSeq names its product olfactory receptor 6X1-like. Gene Ontology annotation, cellular component: membrane. The coding region runs from base 1 to 1038 and encodes 345 amino acids. The transcript has 2 exons. Gene Ontology annotation, molecular function: olfactory receptor activity; G protein-coupled receptor activity. Lineage: Eukaryota; Metazoa; Chordata; Amphibia; Anura; Hylidae. Gene Ontology annotation, biological process: G protein-coupled receptor signaling pathway. The record is from RefSeq and is a predicted model, not a curated record.
AUGCAUGGAACAUCUCAGCUAGAAAUAGAAAUAUCUAAUGAAGGAGUCUCCCAGUCGAGCCCUGUCUGCCCAGUGUUAGGUCAGGUCUCUAAUCAUGAGAAUAUGGAACUGCAGAAUUCCUCAGAAGUUACAGACUUCAUUUUACUUGGUUUCCAUAUGUCUUUUGGUUUGAAGAAACUCAUGUUCAUCCUUAUAUUGGGGUCAUACCUAAUAACCCUGAUUGCAAACAUACUCAUCAUCACUUUAGUCCAGACAAAUUCCCAGCUUCAAUUGCCCAUGUAUUACUUUCUAAGUCAUUUCUCAGCCUUGGAAAUAGGUUAUACCACUGUUGUUAUCCCCAAGAUGUUGGCUGGGCUCAUGGCUGAGAGUAUAACCAUAUCAAGAUAUGGAUGCAUGACACAGUUUUACUUUGUGUUUUUCUCUGGUUCUAUUGAAAAUGUGCUGUUGGUUGUAAUGGGUUAUGACCGUUACCUGGCUAUCUGUAACCCUUUGCAUUAUUCAUCAAUAAUGACCCAAUCUUUGUGUUACCAAUUGGCCUUCGCGUCCUGGAUGAGUGGAUGCCUCAUUCCAGUAAUGCCAACAAUCUGGAUUUCAAAGUUAGAUUUUUGCCAUAACACAAGGAUUGACCAUUUUUUUUGCGAUUUUGGUCCUCUAGUAAAAUUGUCAUGUUCUGAUACUUCAAUGGCCAUUUGGACUUUUUUUGGCCAAUCUUGUGUUUUAAUCCCUAACUGUUGUCUUGUAAUCAUUGUAUCCUAUACUUUUAUUAUUUCUGCUAUUAUGAAGAUUCCAUCCACUACUGGUCGACAGAAAGCUUUUUCUACCUGUGUAUCUCAUUUUACUGUAGUUAGUAUUUUCUAUGCUACCAUUAUUUUCAUGUAUGUGAGACCAUCAGCUGGGAAUACAUUAUAUGUGGAUAAAGUAAUAUCAGUGUUCUACUCAGUGGUCACCCCAUUGCUAAAUCCUAUUAUUUAUAGUCUAAGAAAUGCUAGCAUAAAAAAGGCUGUGCAGAAGAUAAUAAACAGGUUACUGGAAUAUUAA